ACAUGGGUGGAACCUCUUGUAAAAUGGUGGGGGGAUGGACACUAAAUUCAGUCAACAACUCUUCAGGCCCACUCUGCUCAAUGCUGGUGAGGAGUUGACUGGUGCCAUGGCAAGUGGGAGCGGAAGUGGGGACAGUGUCACCCGGAGGAGUGUGGCCUCCCAGUUCUUCACCCAGGAGGAGGGGAGCGGCGUUGAUGGCAUGACUACUUCAGAGAGGGUGGUAGAUCUUCUGAACCAGGCCGCUCUGAUUGCAAAUGAUUCAAAGAUCACAGUGCUCAAACAGGUCCAGGAGCUGAUCAUAAAUAAAGACCCGACCCUGCUGGAUAACUUCCUGGAUGAGAUCAUCGCCUUCCAAGCAGACAAGUCAAUCGAGGUGCGCAAGUUCGUCAUCGGCUUCAUUGAAGAGGCCUGCAAACGAGACAUCGAGCUGCUGCUGAAGCUCAUCGCCAACCUGAACAUGCUGCUGCGGGAUGAGAGUGUGAACGUGGUGAAGAAGGCCAUCCUGACCAUGACCCAGCUCUACAAGGUCGCCCUGCAGUGGAUGGUGAAAUCCAAGAUCAUCAGUGAGCUGCAGGAAGCCUGCUGGGACAUGAUGUCUGCCAUGGCGGCUGACAUCAUCCUUUUGCUGGACUCGGACAACGACGGUAUCCGCACUCAUGCCAUCAAGUUUGUGGAAGGCCUCAUCGUCACGCUGUCUCCACGAAUGGCUGACUCAGAGGUGCCUCGACGGCAGAAGCAUGACAUCAGCCUGGACCGCAUACCCCGGGACCACCCCUACAUCAACUACAAUUUGCUCUGGGAGGAGGGCAAGGCAGCCCUAGAACAGCUGCUGAAGUUCAUGGUCCACCCAGCGAUCUCCUCCAUCAACCUGACCACUGCCCUGGGCUCCCUGGCCAACAUCGCCCGUCAGAGGCCCAUGUUCAUGUCUGAGGUGAUCCAGGCCUAUGAGACCUUGCAUGCCAACCUGCCACCGACCCUGGCCAAGUCCCAGGUGAGCAGCGUUCGGAAAAACCUGAAGUUACACCUGCUCAGUGUCCUCAAGCACCCAGCGUCUUGUGAGUUCCAGGCCCAGAUCACCACACUCCUGGUAGAUUUGGGCACCCCACAGGCUGAGAUUGCCAGAAACAUGCCCACGGGUAAAGAGCCUCGGAGACGGCAGCGAGAUGACCCAGACUCAGCCCUUAAGAAGAUGAAACUAGAGCCUACCCUUGGUGAGGAUGAUGAGGACAAAGACAUGGAGCCUGGCCCCUCAGGGACCUCGAAACCCUCAGCCCAGAGCGGUGCCCAGUCGGACACUGACAUCACUGCGGAAUUCUUGCAGCCUCUGCUGACGCCCGACAACGUGGCCAACUUGGUGCUCAUCAGUAUGGUGUACCUACCUGAGGCCAUGCCAGCUUCCUUCCAGGCCAUCUACACACCAGUGGAGUCAGCAGGCACAGACGCCCAGAUCAAACACCUGGCCCGGCUCAUGGCCACCCAGAUGACUGCAGCUGGCCUGGGGCCAGGUGUGGAGCAGACGAAGCACUCAAAGGAGGAGCCAAAGGAGGAGAAGAUGACAAAGCCCGAAAGUGUUCUUAUCAAGCGACGUGUCUCUGUGCUGGGGCAGGGCCAGGCCAUUUCUGUGGUGGGGGCACUGAGCCCUGUGUGCACCCUGGAGGAGGAGGCGCCCCAGGCCAAGCGGAGGCCUGAGCCCAUCAUCCCUGCUACACAGCCUCGGCUGGCAGGUGUGGGUGGGCGCAAGAAGAUCUUCCGCCUGAGUGAUGUGGUGAAACCCAUGACAGAUGCCCAAAUCGAGAGCAUGAAGCUGGGGGCCGUGAGACGCAUCCUGAGGGCUGAGAAGUCUGUGGCGUGUAGCGGGGCAGCCCAGGUCCGAGUGAAGAUCCUUGCCAGGCUGGUGACUCAGUUCGAGGUGGGCCUGAAGGAGGAGGUCCUUGCUUUCAUUCUGGAAGACAUCCGAGGCCGCCUGGACCUGGCCUUUGCCUGGCUGUACCAGGAAUACAAUGCCUACCUGGCUGCUGGGCCCGCAGGGACCCUGGACAAGUAUGAUGCGUGCCUCAUCCGCCUGCUCUCAGGCCUACAGGAAAAGCCUGACCAGAAGGAUGGAAUCUUCACCAAGGUGGUGUUGGAGGCCCCGCUGAUCACAGAGAGUGCCCUGGAAGUGGUUCGGAAAUACUGUGAGGAUGAGAGCCGCACCUACCUGGGGAUGUCGACCCUCCGUGACCUGAUCUUCAAGCGCCCGGCGCGUCAGUUCCAAUACCUCCAUGUCCUUCUGGACCUCAGCUCUCAUGAGAAGGACAAGGUGCGCUCACAGGCCCUGCACUUCAUUAAACGCAUGUAUGAGAAAGAGCAGCUUCGAGCCUACGUAGAGAAGUUUGCCCUCAACUACCUGCAGCUUCUCGUCCACCCGAACCCACCCUCGGUGCUCUUUGGGGCAGAUAAGGACACAGAGGUGGCGGCCCCAUGGACAGAGGAGACGGUAAAGCAGUGUCUCUACCUCUACCUGGCGCUGCUGCCCCAGAACCACAAGCUUAUUCAUGAGCUGGCAGCUGUCUACACUGAAGCCAUUGCUGACAUCAAGCGAACAGUGCUGAGGGUCAUCGAACAGCCAAUCCGAGGGAUGGGCAUGAACUCCCCAGAGCUGCUCCUGCUGGUGGAAAACUGCCCCAAGGGGGCUGAGACCCUGGUCACCCGCUGUCUGCACAGUCUCACAGACAAAGUGCCCCCCUCCCCAGAGUUGGUGAAACGUGUGCGAGACUUGUACCACAAGCGGCUGCCAGAUGUCCGGUUCCUCAUCCCAGUGCUUAAUGGCCUAGAGAAGAAAGAAGUGAUUCAAGCCUUACCCAAACUCAUCAAACUGAACCCCAUCGUGGUGAAGGAGGUCUUCAACCGCCUGCUGGGCACUCAACAUGGUGAAGGAAAUUCAGCUGUGUCUCCCCUGAAUCCAGGGGAGCUGCUCAUCGCCCUCCAUAACAUCGAUUCUGUCAAGUGCGACAUGAAGUCCAUCAUUAAGGCUACAAACCUGUGCUUUGCGGAGCGCAAUGUCUAUACCUCGGAGGUGCUGGCUGUGGUCAUGCAGCAGCUGAUGGAGCAGAGCCCCCUCCCCAUGCUGCUCAUGCGCACUGUCAUCCAGUCCCUCACCAUGUAUCCCAGGCUUGGUGGCUUUGUCAUGAACAUCCUGUCCCGGCUCAUCAUGAAGCAGGUGUGGAAGUACCCCAAAGUAUGGGAAGGCUUUAUCAAGUGCUGUCAGCGGACCAAGCCCCAGAGUUUCCAGGUGAUCCUGCAGCUGCCCCCCCAACAGCUGAGCGCGGUCUUUGACAAGUGCCCAGAGCUCCGAGAACCCCUCCUGGCCCACGUCCGCUCUUUCACCCCGCACCAGCAAGCCCACAUCCCGAACUCCAUCAUGGCCAUCCUGGAAGCCAGCAGCAAGCAAGAUGUGGAAGUCAAGGAGCCAGUGCCAGCAUCCCUGGAGGAAGAGGACCUCGAUGCUCUGGCCCAGGCCCCGCGCCCACCCCAGGACCUCAUAGCCCUGCGCCUAGCCCAGGAGAAAGCCCUGAAGCGGCAGCUGGAGGAGGAGCAGAAGAUGAAGCCGCUGCUGCCUUCGGCCUCCUCAGCCCGUGCAGGUCCCCCCCCCUCAGAGGAGGCCAUGGAUUUCCGGGAGGAGGGGACUGAGGGCGAGGCCCCCAACAUCUUCAUCAGUAUGGAGGAGGAUGGGGGGCUGACAGAGGCCACCCUGCUGGACUCAAGCCAGGAGGGGCCCCUACCUGAGAAGGUAGGGCGUUCCCCUUCCUCUUCCCCUCCACAGCCAAAGCAGAAGGAGGAGCCAGCAGGGGUCCCUUCCAAAGAGGACCGGAGCCCACAACCUCCAGGCCCUGCCCGGGAGGAGGCUGCCCCAGUGCCCAGCCCAGAGGAGGAAGGGGGGGAGGAGGCUUCGGAGACCAAGAUGGACAGCUGACGGACCAUGGGGGAGGGGGCGGGACACGGGGUGGGGAGAGUAGGGUUCUUUCCUUUGCAAUAAAGAGGCCUGUCUGGCC
Molecule: messenger RNA, 4031 nt
Organism: Trichosurus vulpecula (common brushtail)
Lineage: Eukaryota; Metazoa; Chordata; Mammalia; Diprotodontia; Phalangeridae
Gene: SYMPK
Product: symplekin
Exons: 27
Coding region: 35-3952 (1305 amino acids)
Cellular component (GO): mRNA cleavage and polyadenylation specificity factor complex
Source: RefSeq, a predicted model, not a curated record